Molecule: messenger RNA, 1071 nt
Organism: Talaromyces amestolkiae
Lineage: Eukaryota; Fungi; Ascomycota; Eurotiomycetes; Eurotiales; Trichocomaceae
Exons: 2
Coding region: 1-1071 (356 amino acids)
Biological process (GO): regulation of transcription by RNA polymerase II; DNA-templated transcription
Cellular component (GO): nucleus
Molecular function (GO): RNA polymerase II cis-regulatory region sequence-specific DNA binding; zinc ion binding; DNA-binding transcription activator activity, RNA polymerase II-specific
Source: RefSeq, a predicted model, not a curated record
AUGGGUCUACACCUCGAUCCGAGCCAUUACGAUGACAUGAGUGUUUUGGACACGGAGUUGCGAAGAAGACUCUGGGCGACUAUAAUGGAGUUGAACGUACAAGCGUCACUGGAUGCCGGAAUGCCGCCAAUUGUUUCGAUACAAGAUUUUGACACAGAGCCACCGUCUAAUAUAGAUGACACUGACAUGGACGAUUCUACCCAGAAGAUCUCACCAAAGCUACAUACUGUUGUGACGGAUACUUCUUUACAGAUAUUUCUAUUCGAUUGUCUGCGUCCUAGAUUGAAUAUUUUACGAAUGAUGAACGGUCUCAACCCAGACAUGAGCAGGGACAAGAUUGUUGCUCUGACAUCGGAAAUUAACAAUCAUUGCAAUAAUUGUCGCGAGUUCGUGAAGAAGGAUCCCCAAACUGGAAGCGAUGUCUUCCGCCAUAACUUGUCUGAUUUGUUGAUUCGUCGUUUUCUACUAAGCCUGCAUCGCCCCUGGGCCUGUAGAGCUCAUGCAGGCCCUUUGUCCUACUUUUCUCGAAAGAUAAGCUAUGAUGCUGCUGCUACCUUACUCUCCCCCACAACGGACGAUAGUUUCGCACAUUUACUGCUACGCGGCAGUGGCAUCUUCAAGAACCGUAUCAUUCAUGUGUCUCUGGCACUAGCCUCAGAGUUACUAAUUGAGAUCCAAGACAAAGGAUCCAACCCAAUCACGCAACAACCCUGGGAUUACCGAUCCAUGCUCGUAGCUGCUGUACACGAAGCACGGUCACAAUCGGCCCAACGCAUGAAGUUCGGCGAAACAAAUGUCAAGCUACAUAUGAAGCUGAGCAUAGUUCUGACCAAAGCGGAGGAUCCUACGCUGGGUCAAUCGCUCCAAGAACAAAUGAUUGAGAGCGCCAGAGACAGUCUACAAAUGUCAUAUGCAACUAUACAAGCAAAUAUAGGUUUACCAGCCAGUCCAUUGUAUGAUGUCACUUUGAACAUGCAGGAUUUCUCGCCGUUGUUGAAUUUUGAUGAUAUUUUGAAUGCUGCGGACCUUGCCCUGGACGAAGCUACCGCGUCUUUGUCCUCUAUGUACUAA